CCACCCCGAUAAGAUAAGGUCGGGACCUCGCGAGAUGCAUGCAAGUCGAGUCUCUCCCCUCCCCGGCCGAGUACUCGAGCUGGCCCGUGCGUUUCGCUGCCACAGGGGUCCAUCCCACAAAAUCAAUUUUCCAUCCAAAAAAGCCCACGAAAGUCUCACGACAGCAACCACUCAAUCCGACCAGACAAGACCCCCCUCCGUUGUCGCCAAUCCCCCCCGAAAAAUACCGCCAAGAUGCCUCGCGAAAUCGGUGAUAUCAAGCAGUUCAUUGAGAUUGCCCGGAGAAAGGACGCUUCCUCCGCUCGCAUCAAGAAGAGCACCAAGAACUCCCAGAUCAAGUUCAAGGUCCGCUGCCAGCGCCACCUCUACACCCUCGUCCUCAAGGACUCCGACAAGGCCGAGAAGCUCAAGCAGUCCCUCCCCCCUCAGCUCCAGAUCAAGGACGUCCCCAAGAAGAACCCCAAGGGCAAGUCCUCCGCAUAAGGGAUUCCCGUAAAAACGUCUCGAAACAAAAAUCGUCAAAAAAACUUUGAGCUUCGAUGGGGAUAUAAAAGCAUGAGUACGGAUAGCCUGUCAUGAGGUCAAUGGAAUGAAAUUUUGACUCGUUCCCCCACCUGGGUUCUGUGUUUUUUCGUGGGGCUAUUGGCCGGUCGGUCUAUUUGGGGAAAAUGAGGUUUUGAAAGCGCAGUGUUUUGUUUUCUCUCGGUCCUGUACCUGCAAUGAUACGGGAACGGGGAAGGCAACCUGCGUGACCACAUAACAUGGCGUCGAGGAAUAUCACCUAGGCAAUUUGCGAGAUGAGAUGGAGACUGUGUCAACGUUUGUUGCUAGUCAGACAUUUCCCGCCAACGAAGAAACCAUUGAACACAAAA
This is a messenger RNA of Colletotrichum acutatum, 872 nucleotides long. RefSeq names its product 60S ribosomal protein L38. Bases 235 to 483 code for a protein of 82 amino acids. Lineage: Eukaryota; Fungi; Ascomycota; Sordariomycetes; Glomerellales; Glomerellaceae. Gene Ontology annotation, cellular component: ribosome; cytosolic large ribosomal subunit. Gene Ontology annotation, molecular function: structural constituent of ribosome. Gene Ontology annotation, biological process: protein-RNA complex assembly; translation. The record is from RefSeq and is a predicted model, not a curated record. The transcript has 4 exons.